Messenger RNA from Coregonus sp. 'balchen', 31440 nucleotides. Lineage: Eukaryota; Metazoa; Chordata; Actinopteri; Salmoniformes; Salmonidae. The record is from the annotation of a GenBank genome assembly.
AUGAUUCACAGCAUCAUCACAGCAUCAUACUCUGUCUCUGACAUCUGCCACUAUAUACACGUGGCCUGGAUUGGGGAAAGUGAUGAGGAGGGGUCUGGGGUUCUAGACACAAGUGUGUACAAGGGAAUGGGGUGAAAUCCUACUCUAAAAAAAUAUAUCUACGGCUGCGGAUUUAGAUCAAUCUGGGAUUUAUACUGGCCCCAUCCCAAAGGCACGCUUCUAGGGGGAGGGGAGUUUUGUGGAGCGCAGGCCAUGUGUGGACCCCAGGGGGUGGCGGACUGGGAGGGAGUGGUGAGGGGCCUGCUGCCCUGUCGUCUAUCAGAGAGUGUCCCCCUUUGAGAUUAGUGCUUAAUCACUAGGCCAGACGAGGUGCAGAGACAACACAACACUGCCAGGCACCCGGUUGCAGGCACAGGCGCACAGGCUCUCAGGCUCUGGCCCAGGUGUUGUUAAUGGAAUUGAAGCAUGUUUACAGAGUGGCAGUCCUACGGUCUUGUCACCAAAUGGAGUGUCAUUGUUUUACAUGGCCUCUGUAUGUCUGCUUUAAAUGAAGCAUACUCUGAAGAUUAACACAGUCAUUGGAAAUAUGCAGGCUGACAUCCAACUCAUAAAUAUUUAUUGACAUUUAAAUGUGUUUAUGCUAUCUACUCUAAUCUCUUCUCCCUUACUGCUUGUUAGUUUCUCAAUGUAAAGAGGUCCUUCCAGUUGUUCUCUAUCCUUGCCUUUUGGGUCUAGCUUGUCUUUGUCCUCCCCUUCCCUCUCAUGAAGGAGCCAAGCUGUUGCUGGCUGCUAAACAGUUUUAUCAUCGGUUCUCGGCCCUGCAAUAAAUAAAGUGAAUAUUUACUCUUCCUGGAAUGUGUAACCAGAUAUUCCACUGAAUGCAUUUCGGAAAAAACUCAGCAUGUAUCUGGCUCUGCAUGAGACUCAAACCUAUGUGGAACAGAUCCACAUAGUUUGAGGAUGUUCCGGAGCUCUUAAAUAUUGAUUGAUGUUGUGGGUGUUGACUGUUGACCGUUCAGGCAUCAACAUGUUUUACUGCAGAUUCACCAGUUAUGCUCAGCCUUCCGCCAUGAUAUUACUGUUACCUGUGUGCUUUCUCCUCAGGUACGUCCCAGGGUGUGGAGGCGGUGGUCCGAGCCAGGGUUGGGGGGACUGCAGAGCUAGGUUGCAGUCUUACCCCCCCUUCUACAGGAGCCACCACCCCAAACUUGUUCCCACUGCACGUGGUGGAGUGGGUUCGUCUGGGUUACAAUGUUCCCAUCCUCAUCAAAUUCGGAGUGUACGCGCCACGCCUGCAUCCCAACUACAAGGGUGAGUCCUCUUGUCUCAGAUCUAUGUCUUAUCACUGCUUCUUUCAAAUUACGCAAUGCAUAGGAAAUACACUGUGGUAAUUGCAUGGCUAAACAUUUGAACCUGUUGGUUCUCACUUUGAGUCCUGGUGCAAUUGAAUCUUUUGUCCUGUUGGUUUAUUGGGAGCCAUUUGCCUGCAUACAACACCCCAGUGCCGUCUCUACAUUCCUCAGUGUUUUUAACGGUGCAUCGAAUGGGAGAAGGACAAAGGAGAGUUUAACCUCAAGACAAGGACCUGAAAAAGACGGAUUUCUCUGACUAUAACUGAAGAGAUUCUGUGCAAUAAGGUCACAUUAUCUUAAAACAACUUUCAAUUACCUUCCUUUGAUCCUUUCUUUCCCCUCAUGAGUAGCUGGCUGGGAAUGUGCUUUAAGUACAGCUGUUUUGUUUUGAGUGGGGGUGGGGAAGGGGGCUACACUGGUAUUUAUGAAUGCUGUGGGGUUUCAGUGGUGAGAAUACCCCAAAUAGGUAAUCCACCCAAACAAGAGCCCUGUAAUUACGCUGUGUGUGUGGUAGGGCAGCCAUAGUGCCGGGGCAGGAGACUGGGACUGGGACAGGGCCUGGGCGAGGACGGAAAUAUGUUAAUGGCUUCAGUCAGGGGGGUGGGAUGACAGACGGGGCUGUGUGUGGGUGUGUGCACGUGCAUGUGUGUGUGUUUGUGUGUGCAUGCUUGUGUGUGUGUGUGAGAGUGGGGGGGGGGGGGGGGGGGGGUGGAGUAAAAGAGAGUAAGGUUAAAUUGAGGCAGGCUUGGGUGGGGUGGGGGCUGGUGGUCCCAGUAAAGAAGUUUUUUAUUGGUAUUCAGAGGGGUGACCCAGUAAAGAAGUUGCUUUGCUGUAAGGAGAAUGAAUGAAGUGUAUGGAAUAAUAGAGUUUUCUUGCCUAGAGUACCAUAAUCCAGUCAUUGUCUCUCAGAGAACAAAAGACAAACGGCUAUAUCACAUCCACCCCUUCCUCUGACGAGCCCACGCCAAUACUUGUGCCUCCAAAAUCCCAUAUUCUCUCAUCUAGGUCACUGAAUCUGUCAGGAAGCCUUUCAAGUCCACCUACAGUUGGUUUUCACUUAAAAACUAUCAGUAGAUGAUUUCACCUAUCACACUAAAGAUCAAAUGGACCCUGGUAUUCACUGGACACCAACCAGGCUCUGACCAUUCAGGAAUGGCCUGAAGAGCACUGGCCAACAGAUGUCUGGCUGUCUGUCUGAUCCACCCAUAGACCCCAGUGUUAUUGUUUUAAGGCAAUCAUGUGAUGCACCAUAACCCAGAAUUCAUCACUGAGGCUAUGGGGGUAAAAACAACAGAAAAGUAACAACAACAAUCUAACGGUUUGUUAGAAAUAAAAAAGGACUUGGUUUUGAUGAGGGAUAUUCUCCCUCUCUGUGUGUCUGGGGUCUGCUUAACCCCUGUCUGCCUCAUAUCCUCUCAGCUCCCCUCCUUCUGGAGGCAGAUGGCAACAUGUGAAGCGUAUCAGCACUGCGUAUCUAAUGUAUUCUACCAUCAAAUUAAAAUGUAUGGGGGAUUUCAUAUUGAACCCCAGCCCCACCUCACUAGACAGUAUGAAACACAACCACUUCCUGAUCUUUGUCUCUAGAUGUCUAUGUUCAGGGACAAACAAGCACAACUUCUUAGUCAUAGGAAGAAAUGCCUCACUUUUUUUCAACCUUAUUUAGAGCCUAUAAGACUGCUCUGUCACCUCUGUCUCUCAUGUACAAUCUUGCACUGACGCCAUCCGCCAGUCUAGUAGUGUCUCAUGAAAGAAUGAGAGGAAGCGUUAUCUUGGAUGGGGGCAUAAUAAAGUAAUAUGUUUAAUCUCUAAUUGUUCAGAUAGGAUAUCAGGUGUAUUUCAGAUUACAGUGAGUGCUUGAGGAGUGCGUGCUGUGUCUGUGUCUGUGCCACAGAGUAAUGCCCUUCUGUUGACCCCAUUAGAGGCCAAUCGCUCUGAAACAGACAGAUUACUUGUGCAGGCUGCUGUGCAAAUAUUUUAUUUCUGGAGAGAAUCAGAAACCAUUUUGAAGGAGGCUGCCCAGUGCCACAUCCUUCUUCCUCCAUGUCUCUUUUCUAAACAAGCCCUGGAGGGCUGAACAUCAAUCACAUGACAACACAGAGGAAGAGACAAAUAAAAAGUGACUGAAAUACUUAAGUGCAGUCAAUUGACUGGUGAAGUCUGUUCGAGUUGUGCUUUUUGAGGAAAUUUGUUAGUCCAGGCUGGCCUGUGAGUCUCCCUGCACUGGCCACGCUGUCAGGGGCACUUACUCUAAAAAGGGUAGAUCAAAUGUGUCCUCUCUGCUGAAGUAAAUUAGUGGAGACGGUAUGGAGGGCACACCCUCCUCGGGGUAGAACGACAGCAGCAAAACCCCAGACUCAGCCCAGCAGGCCCCCAUCAUUCUGUCUCAGUGUGAGCCCUGAACACUGGGGGAGUCAUGGCCUUGUUUCGCCCUUAUACAAAUACACACAUUAAAGAACCUCAAUUAAUCAGCCUUGUUCCUCCACCCAUCUUUUAGUUGGAAUUGACAUUUUCCGUUGGUCAACAACGCCUUACUAAACAUGACCGUAUUUCACCAACUCAGCCAGGAGAUCGCCAAACAGAGAGGUGGCAGCUGAGCCUGACCCACAUGAUCCAGCAGCAAUCUGUAUUUCUGCUAAAACUGGACCAGGGAGAUGUUUGCCAAACAGUGACACAAUAUGAGAAGAAUGCAGGCUAGACCCGUGGAUCUCAUGUUCUCCAGCUCUGAGGUUCUCCGUCAGGACAAAGGCUCUGUUACUUAAUCUCACAGCGCUGUAGGUGUGUCCCAUGGGCCCGGAAUCAGAGCAGGGGAAUGAGCUCAGGCUCAGUAUUGUGCUGCCUGGGAGCUUUUGUGUGAAAUCCUUCUCUAAGGCCCAAGCACUGCCUGGGAGGUUCUACCUUAUCCCAGACCUGUCCCAGACCUGGCUUGAGUUUCACACAGGAGAAGAGAGGAGCUUUGGUUGAGCCAGGCGUCUGUUACCUACAGAUAUAGGAUCUUAAUUUGACCAGUUUCUCACAGCAGGAAAAUAAUCAUACAUCAACAGGAAAUGUGCAUUUUUGUUUGGAUUAUAAUAAACAUUUUUGUAGGGGUUGAUACAGUUUUAGAUAGGGCAAAUCAAGUCUGAAAUGUUAAAGUGGAAAUUACAGACUUUAGAAGUCUUUUUAAACCUCAAAUACACUACAAGUUUGCAUUUCCUGCAACAACAGGGUGAUCAAAUUGAGAUACAACACCUGUACUGUUGGAAGAAUAGUUUACAACAAGGAUAGGGUUGUAAGUUAGGUUUAACCACUGAAAGGCUUGAUUCAUUAUGUAGUAUGCAAGUAAAGAGAUUUAAACUGAUGCAUCAAGUUAGUUUGUAAGUAAAGAGGUUUAAGCUGAUGCAUCAUGUUAGUAUGCAAGUCAAGCGGUUUAAACCGUUGGUUCCCUUUCUGUCGGUCACUCUGUAUAACAUACAGUACUAUGGAGAGUGAACAACCAAUCCUAUUCACCUGAAGCAAACUGAAAUCUCGCCCAAUGGAUGCCGAGGCUGCCCUCGGAAGCCCCGCCUUCCUGGCUAUAAUACCGGGGCUCGCAUCCAUUUCCUCAAUUCUUCAGCUUGCCUGAAGAAAGAACGUGUCACGUAAUUUACAAACUUUUCAAGCACACGAAGGCUACGAGAUUCGGCUCCGACUUACGUGUCUGUUACAUUUUAGUCAUUUAGCAGACGCUCUUAUCCAGAGCGACUUACAUGAGCAAUUAGGGUUAAGUGCCUUGCUUAAGGGCACAUCGACAGAUUUUUCACCUAGUCGGCUCGGGGAUUAGAACCAGCGACCAUUCGGUUACUGGCACAACGCUCUUACCCACUAAGCUACCUGUUAGUGGAGAGAGACUACUCGUCCCGUAGAUGUUGCGAGUUUUGGGUCUUGGCAUUGGUUUUUGUGUUUGCUAAAAGCUAACUACUUUCUGCUCUGCUUGUGUAGCUAAUGCUUCCUGGCUUGAGUAAGAUGGCCAGUGGUAAGAGUAAGUUCAAAAAGGCUAACCAGCUUGUGUUUGAACCUCCGACCAUGCCCUAGGGCAUGUGGUUUCACAAUGAAAAUUAAAGAUACUCAUGAGUGUUGUCCUGUUUGCCAGGGGUGGUAACACACUCAGGAGGCCUUUGUUCGGAAUAUUUUGUGUGACCAUUGUCUCUGGCUGGGUUCAACUUCCAUAGGGAGUUGGGCUGACUUUGUGAGGAAGAUAUGUGGUUGGAGUUGAUAGGGGUGUCAUCUCAGCCGAGUUAGGCUCAUUCCGGCUUCUCUAGCAGUGUUCAGAGUCCGGAUUCCGAGGACGAUAUACUAUCCCUGAUUGGCGGGUUUUCUGAGUGUGAAUUGGAUGACAUCAUUCCGGGGCAGCCUGAACCCCCCGGCUUUGGUUUCGGUGGGGGAGAGUGAACCAUUGGUGGUGUUGCGCCUUUGAUGGUGUUUUUCUCCCCCGCAACGGAGUUCCUCCAGGUUUGGGUGAAGAUAUUUACCUCCUGUCCCUGAAGCAUUGCUUACCCCUGUUUAAAGAUUUUGCUGAUGAGUGACAAGUUACUUAGCUCCGGAGGCUGACAAGGGGGCUAAUCCUAGCUCAGAGGUCCCCGAACCCGGUGUGGGCCGGGUUUCAGAACGCACAGUUCCUUCCCCAUGUUCAGACACACGGUUGUCAAGUGGUCGAUAUGAAAACAAGCAUGACAAAACAAACAAAUGAUCCCAGUCCUCAGGGUGGCAUUCUGCCCCUUCAGGAGAUAAUGAAUGGGAGACUGGCAGCAUGCUCCAUCCAGUGGUGGGCAUACGCAGUUUCACCAUGGGUGAUGAGGAUGGUGACAAGAGGGUACGGUCUGCAGUUCGCUGUGCGUCCUCCUCCUUUUCAUUACGUCAUUGGUCCCCGAGGACCUUGCGGCUGUCUUGAGAAAGGGACAUUUCCUCUCUCCUUCAAAAGCAGUCUAUUCACAGGCUAUUCGGGUGGUCAUCGUGUCAGAAGUACAGAGCUGUUGGUACAGCCGGUACUUCUUAGUUCCCAAGAGCGAAGACGCGUUACGUCCCAUCCUGGACUUGCAUGUUUUAAACAAGCACCACAAGGUUGCAAGUUGAAAAUGCUCACAUUCGCCGGCUAUUGCAGUCGGUGUUUACCAGCGAUUUGUUCACGUCCAUAGAUAUAAAGGAUUCUUCUAUUCUAUGUGCUAUACAUCCUCCCCAUCUCCCUAUCGCCCGCACCUUUUCUAUGGUGGUGGAGGCGGCUUUGGCACCGGUGUAGUACCAGGGGAUCAGAGUAUUGGCCUAUCUGGAUGAUUGGCUGGUCGUGGUGGAGUCGAGGGAACAGGUGAUGCUGCCACACUGGCUUCCCAUAUUAAUUCGCUGGGGUUCAUAGUGAAUCACAAGACAAGUUGUUUGACUCUGGCUCAGCGCAUUCAGUUUCUCGUCUCAUUCUGGACUCGGUUCUGAAUCAUGCGUUUCUGUCCCAAUGGAGGAGGGUCGCAUUUCGGCUCUGUCUGGCAUGGGUUCAGCUAGUGCACUCAGUGCCUUUUUCGAUUGUGCAUGCAGUUAUUGGGGCUGAUGGCCUCUAUGAUAGCUGUGGUGCCUCUGGGACUUCUGUUGAUGCGUUCAGUGCUGGGUGAUUGCUACGCGUCUGGACUCAUCUCCCCACUGCCAUCGGUUGCUCAAGGUCUCCCUGUCAUGGUUAAGGACGCUGACUCCUUGGAGAGACCCGCGACUGCUGUUGCAGGGGGUUCUCAUGGGCUGGGAAGUGUCCCGCUGGGUGAUCACAACAGACGCAUCCUUAUUGGUAUGGGGAGCGCUGUGUGAGGGCUACUCGGAAAGAGGGAUUUGGAGAGAGUACUCGUCCCCGUAGAUGUUGCGAGUUUUGGGUCUUGGCAUUGGUUUUUGUGUUUGCUAAAAGCUAACUACUUUCUGCUCUGCUUGUGUAGCUAAUGCUUCCUUGCUUGAGUAAGAUGGCCAGUGGUAAGAGUAAGUUCAAAAAGGCUAACCAGCUGAGUUUGAACCUCCGACCGUGCCCUGGGGCAUGUGGUUUCACAAAGAAAAUUAAAGAUCUCCACGUGCUAUCAGUACACCCUUCCUGUUUGGAGUUCACGCCUGGUGACUCCAAAGUGAGGUUACGUCCUAAUGCAGUUGGUCCCAAGGUUAGGCCUGUGUCCGGUGCGUGCUUUACACCCGUAUAUUGAUAGGAACAAGGAUGUCUGUGUUGUGACCAGCUUUUUGUCUGUUUUGCUAAUCCAGCUCGGGGUAUGGUGCUUUCUAAGCAGCGUCUUUCUCGUUGGAUUGUGGAAGCUAUCUCCCUGGCGUGUGACAAAAAAGGACAAUGGUUGCCUAGCGGUGUGUGUGCUCACUCUACUAGGGUUGAGGCGGCUUCUUGGGCAUUGUUCAGGGGCAUGACAAUUGGUGAUAUCUUUGCUGCAGCCAGUUUGUGAAGUUUAUCACUUGAAUGUAACUGCACAGUGUGGCUCAUUGGGUUCUUAAGGCGAGGUCCGGGAGUGGGUGUUAGGCAGCACGCAGGUUGCACAUUUAUCCAGGUUACCACAGAUCCCCUGUAGGUUUGAGCUUUGGGCUGCCGUGGUUCGUCGAUGAGGCGGCAUGCGAUUGCGCAUUAUCAUGUCACAGCAGGUGCCCUGUUGUUUUGGACUUGCGGGUCCUUGUACGAGUUCAGACUUUUCAGGCUCACAAGGUAAGUAUUGUUCUUGGAACCAUGGGAUCUAUGGACUUGGACCACAAUGGUCGAUGUUACGCAGGGUUCUGUCCGGGUUACCACAGUUUCCCUGUGGGUUUGAGCCUUGGGCUGCCUUGAAGGGCGACAACGCUCAGAGUGCGCAUUAUCAGGGUUACCACCGUUUCCUGUGGGUUUGAGCCUUGGGCAGCCAUGGCAGUGCGUGAGUACACAGUUUCCAGGUUACUGCAGGUUCUGACAUUUCAGGCUCGUAAGGUAUUGUUCUUGGAACCGUGGGGUCUAUGGACUUGGGCUGCAGUGGCAACAUGUCAGUGUGCAUUGGCAAGUUGCAGCAGGUUCUGGUUCCCUAUAUGGGGCUCUGACAGUUCAGACUUCUCGGCUUCUGUAACCCCUUUUUGGAGCCGGUGGAACCUGUUUGUGCUUGGGCUGCCGUGGGCCUCCUAGAUUGGUACCAUCUGAGCCGGCUUGGGGCGUGAUUGUAUGUCCCUAUAGUAUUUUAUACAGAGUGACCGACUGAAAGGGAAUGUACAGUUAUGAGUAUAACUACUGUUCCCUGAAGGAGGGGAACGAGGUAUAACAUAUUUUGAAGAGCGGUAUUGAAUUAAGGAAAUGGAUGCGAGCCCCGGUAUUAUAGCCAGGAAUGCGGGGCUUCCGAGGUCGGGCUCUGCAUCCAUUGGCCCAUUAGUCGUUCAGUUUUUGGCAUUCUUUUUUAAAAAUCCUAUGUUUGUUGUGUAGUAAAUAUUUCAGCUUUUAAUUUCAUUGUUUUUUAUUUGUUUGUUUUUUCCUGUGAAGCACAUUGCGUUGCAUUCCAUGUCUGACAUGUGCUGUAUAAAUAAAACUUGAUUUGAUUUGCACGAAUGAGCAGAAAAAAUUCUGCAUUUACCAGUACAUCAUGAAUGGAAUACAAAAGGGCUUAUGAAAAAACUCACACAUGCAUGAACACAUGCACAUGGUCAUUUCUAAGUCAUAUGUUAGAAUGUUUCAAAUACAGUGUCAUUAAAAACAGGUAUUGGUACAUUGGCCCACUUCCAUGCUUUGUCACAGAUUUGAAUGCAGUAGACCAUGGUUGACUUGUUGCUUCUAAAUUGCUUGUUCUCUGAUUCAGGCAUGGAGGGCCAUGCUAUAGUUGGCCAAGUUGGCUGAGGCUGAGGUUUGGAUGUGUCACUCACUGCUGCAGUGGCUUGACCAUGUGAUCAGAACGUGCUUGCUGGUGCAAGGGUUAAAACAGCCGGACAGCGAGAGAGGGACUGAGUUAACUGUAAUCUAUCGCUUGACAAAGAGCUAUUCAUAAGAGGGUUAAACUGAUUAGGGGAGAGGAGGAUUGAAGAGAGAAAUUUUGGGGGGAAGGGAGGGGUGGGCUGUCAGGGGCUGGGGGCCGGUCCCAGACUUAUGAUUGUAUUCAAAUCAAAACACAUCCCACAAUGCACCUCUGCCCGUCUCCCUUAAACACAUACGGAACGGACAAAGAAAAACAAAACUGAGGCCUCUGUAAACAGAAUGAUCUGUCUUCCUCCAUAGGUGCCACUGUUAAUUGUAGCAUAUUACAUUCUGUAUAUCCCCGUGCAUUACAACAUGUAAUUACGCGCCAGUGGGAACCACCGCUGCAACAAUCACAUGUCCAUUCCAUUUCCUCCGAACAAUAGAACAUUAUCCCAGAGAUUUAACUCUUGAGAGGCUGCAUGGACCACAAUGAACAACAUCUGCCACACACAAUCACUGCAUCGGAAGUGUUGACUUCCAUAUGUGUGACACCCAGCUUGAAUGGAAUUAUGUGGGUAAAAUUAAUACAAUUUUAACACCAGUUUCAAUAAAGUAAGCAUGGGAGCACAGAAUGAUUUUAAACACAAUGCAGUACACCACAGAGAGCCUCAUUGUAUAUUAAAACUCCAGGCCAUGGUUACAUAAAAACUGUUGUCAGAGUACAGGCUAGCCAGUUCUCUGGCAGUGAGCGGUGCAGCUGAGAAAGAGCUGAGUGAUUUUUAACCUGCCACCCACUGGGGGAGAACCUGACUCUGGCUAAUGUGAAGAGGGUGGUGUGUCUUAGAGGGGCACGCUGAACUGAACGGGUGGAUUAGAGUUUCCAUUUUGCACCCUUCACUGCACACCAGCCAGACCUGUCAGAAUAGCAGCUCGUUGUAAGGUAGACUGAAGUCGUCAUGUGAUAUCUGGGGGUGGAAAAACAGUGAGGAGAAUAGACAGGAAAAAGGAGCAGCUAUUGUUUCUCUGUCUCUGUGCUCCAUAGAGACUAGUGUAUAGGACGAUCUUUGGACAUUGUGCUAAUGCAGACCAAGUGGGAGUGAUGAAUGUGUUUGCUGGAGUGUUGCAGGCUCACUGUGGUCAGUGAGGUCUCACUCAUUGGUAGUACUCGGUGGAUUAUCGAUCCAAAUACAUUCCAUAACCUCUCCAUAAUCUGUCAUUGUAUUCCGUGUAGAAUGCAGCGAUGAGCCGUUUACACAUUUUUGUCAAUACUUGGAUUGGAAAAUGUCCACAGCUUUAAUAUGGAACAUUAUUUUGAAUAAUGUGGUAGUGACCCGUCUGUCCAUUUUAACAAAAGCAAUCAUUCACAGGGCACAUAUUUAUUUGUAUUUUUUCCUAUUUGGGUUUUUAUGAAUGGAAGCAAUUUUGCUUUUUGGACACCAUCCAUGUCUAGAAAAGUAAUUAAAAUAAAACUGCACUUAUCACUAUGUCAAGUGCUAUUGUCUGACCACAGAUUCAAAUGAAAACAUGCUUUUAUCUCUCUGGCUCUCUUUUAUCUCUCACACUGUCUCCAUUUCCCACUGCUGGAUCGGUCACAAGCCAUUUACCCAUUAUUUAAAUCCAAACAUGUUUUCUUCCGUGUGUAAUUUUUUGAAUCACAGGCACAAACCCACCCCCUGUGAUUGGCCCUCCCUUCCAAGUGUUUUUACCCUCGUCGCUCCCCGUUUCUACAGCAACUGAAUUCAAAUCCAAACUCCCAGCCCGGGGUAUUCUUGGUUUCAUCACUAUGGUAAUCUGAGAGAAUUACGAGGGGUGGUGUGGGGGGGUUGCCGUCCCUUUGUAGUGAUGGACAGGCAGGAGGGGAGCAAGAAAGGGUUAAGUGUUCGAUGGUCAAACUAGAAAUUCCCCAGUGGUGAGCCAGUUGGCACUGCACACUCAAGGUUUUGAAAAUCAACACUUAUGCGUGUGCACGCUCACGCUUGCAUGUACAGUAUUUAGAUGUAUUUGGCCAUUGGGAAUUCCUUGGUUUAUGUUUGAUUCUUAAUCAUCCUUAGAGGUGCUGGCAAUCUUAAUGAGCUUAAAAUGUCCCUCAGUAUUUAGCCACAAAGGCAUUAGGUGUGAGAGUGUGUGUGAAGUGUUGCACGUGAAAGUGUUUUUUCUCCAGUGCAAUGGGUGUAGAGUUCAUUCCAUUGCUGUUUGGGAAAAAGUCUGUAUAGGAAAUAGGCAGCUCAGGGAGGAUCCCUCCCUUUGAGAUAACAGCCAAUGCAUGAAGUCUUUGAUAUACCUGUUAUCAUUUCAGCACACAUUUCCUCUCUCUGAGUGUCCUAUCAGCUCUCCUAAUAACACUGACCUGGGAUCAGAGGUAACUUUUUAUGUAAGCACAAACUGAGCGCCGCCCAGUAAGGAUUGUGUCUGUGUUUAAGCAUGUCAGACAAUCAUUACCUCUGCAAGCAUACCUUACUAUUAACCAAAGCAACAGCCCCUCUCAGGAAUGUGGGGUUAAUUGUUACUCAUUGUAAUCCCUUUUUAAACACAGUGUGGUGCUUCACCCUGAAGCCUCAAGGCUGUAGGUGCAUUUUGCUUAAUUAAUCACAAGGUUACCUCUGGCCACUGCUGUCUGAAGGGAAAACAUCCUGGACAGCUGAAUAGUCACUAUUGUGUUUUCCUCUGAUGUUUUUUUGCCAUAAUUUCAAGGUUGAAGUAAAUUCAAUAAAUCUUCUCUGUCAUUCAACACCCUGGAGAGAUGACCUCAGGAGCUGAAGUACAAGAUUUUGUGGUGAAAAGUUUUAAUGAUAAGGGUGCUACUCUGUCUCUAUUCUCAUGGUUAUUCAAUGAACAGACUAGGUUUCAAAUAUGGGCUUUUUACACAUUGUGGUGUCUCAUUGGAUUUAGUGUACAAGGUGCCUAUAGUCUUUAAUCCAGUUUCUGCAGGCUGUAGAAUUGCACUGGUUAUCUACUACAAUUGCUUACUACAGAGGCUUAUAAAGCCUAAGCAUUUAUCAGACCUCAUCAUAUUCCUUGUCAGAGGGUUAAUUGGUCUAACUUUUUCCACCUUGAAAAAUAUGUAUAUUUCCUAUGUUUAAAAUCCAUGGGCUUUCUCCUCUGCUCAUUUAAAGCUCCAAACAUUAUUACCUUAGAAUUACAUUUAUGAGUAACUCAUUGGUUACGUUUGUUUUGUUCUGAGGGGAUGCAUGAGGUUUCUCUAUGGCUGCUCUGUUUAUUUUCAAACUGCUUGGCUGUUGCCUGCUAAGAGCAUGUGUUUUCCCCUGAUUCACUAUACACAUCCUCCUAUCAUUUAAAUCCCUGCAUUUGGGGAAAAAUAGUUCAUUGAGAGACUGAAUAAAAGGAGGGGGUGGGGAAAGACGGGUAGCUUAGUACCCUGAAAACCAGGCUUCAGUCACCAGGCAACCAAAAGAUCACGUUUCAAAGCCCGACAAGGAGUUGUAAGAAGUAGAAAGAAAAAGAGAGGGGCGGGGUGUGGAAGGGGGGUAGGAGGGGAUCGGAGAGAGAGGACUUCAUAAAGUGUGUCUGUCUUCCACUUUCCACAGUGUCUCUCUCUGCCAUAUGCUCCUCCAUGACAAACAAAAACAGGUGGUACAUUUCAUAACAAAUCUUCAGAUUCCGGUGGAAUCCGGUGACAUUUUAACAUUGAUAAGAGCUUCUCUCUUGUGUUGAUGUGUUGAUCAUGGUACCAAACUGCCUUUACCCUUUUUAAUCUAUUCUCUUCAUGACUCUUCGUAUUGUAAACAAUGGGAAGUCUAAAUAAUAUAGUAAAUCUUCCUCAACUAAAAUCUUGCUCUGCUUGUCACAAUUGAAUCAUGUGUUUGUACUUCCCUAACACAAGGUCUCUGGCUUCUCUUUAAAUUACAUUCUCUGCUUGCCAUUUUUCUCAUUCCAUAUAUUCCAUUCAGUAGACCGAAAAGCCCUGAUUCCUAAACCCUUUGGGGAAUUGAUGUAAUGUAUAAUUUAUUAUUUGAUACUAACAGCUAACUUUAUGGGACAGUAGAGUUGAUGUCAUCUUGAACCUAGCUGAAAACCCAUGAGGUUUGACUUUGACUGUGGCCUUUUGUGACACUGGAUGCCUGUGUCCUCUGCUUGGUAAGCCCCCUGUCUGCAUGUGCUGACUAUGCUAGUCUGGUUGUAUGUUCUGACCCUGGGGGCUCUCUGUCUCUCUCUGUGCCCAGGCCGUGUGUCUCUGACCCGGGGGGCCUCGCUGCUGGUGGCAGGGCUGAGCCUGGAGGACGAGGGCUGGUUCGAGUGUCGCAUCCUGCUCCUGGACCGCACCACAGACGAGUUCCGCAAUGGCACCUGGACCUUCCUCUCCAUCACAGGUGCAGCUCAGUGGGUCUCUGUGGCAGUCAGAGGAACUGGACCUUACAGGACAAGACAUCCUCUAGCUGCUCACGACCACCAGUGUUUUCCCUUUAGAAUAUCCUCAACAUGGGGCUGGAGCAUGACAGUCCCUCUCCUGUUGAUCUUCAAAUGGAGUCUUAUUGCAGUAUAUGAGCUGUUGUUGCAUAAUGCUCAGUGUUUUAAACAGUGCUUGCGACACGUCUCAUCUUUGUCUGGGCUCGCUAUUCACUGUGGGAUGACGUUGACACAGGACUGUCUGUUAGGAGCCACAGGGGACGUAGACACAGUGCAUGUGACCUCACCAGGAUAGUGGAGGCUAAAGGGAAAACAAUGUUUCGUGUUCAAGUGUUUCUCUUGUCCUGCGUCAUUCUCUCCUCCUACUGUCACUCUCUCCUUCUCUCCUUUUCCUAUUCUGUUUUCCCAUUCACACACUUAUCUAAACACAUGCCACUCCAAUUUACUAUCUACUUCCAAUCCUCUCUUUCUUUCCAUUUGUCCAUCAAACAGGAUAUCACCAGGGCAAGUAUUGUGUUAAAUCCAUGUAAUGCACCUGGUUACUCAACAUGUUUGGGUGAUCAGAGGCCAUGUAGCUUACAGAUGUAGCAGUAACAUAAUUAAUAGUUUCCCAUUAGUUAACUAAUUGUUACACAGUAGUUAAUUAACUAGCUAGAUAAUUGUGUUACAUUUGUUUAAAGAUCAUCUAAUUUCCCCCCUACAGCCCCACCUGUAUUUAUCAAGACUCCACCUACCUUUGUGGAAGUCCUGCUAGGGGACUCCCUGACCCUCAGCUGUGGUGCCCAUGGUAACCCUCGACCAACUGUUAUCUGGCAUAAAGAUGAGACCCCAAUUGAGAAACAUGAAAAGAUGGUGGUAUGUAAAAAAGCUUCUGUUUGCUGUUGUUGGAUGAAGUUGUUGGUCAUGAUUCAAAGCAUCUGCAAUCUCUUUCUCUCUCCCUCGCUCUCACAGGUGCUCAAUGGCACCUUAUCUUUGGCCCCCGUCACCAGAGAGACAUCAGGAAUGUAUAAAUGUCAUGUGUCCAACUCGGAGGGGAAUCUGACCCAUACUACCCAGCUGCAGGUCAAAGGUCAGUCUGACUAUCUUCUAACCAUCUGGGAGAGGCAGGCAGGUCCUCUGCUGACUCCUCAUAAGCCCAAUCAGCUCAGUUCACUCAUCUUAAGGGUCUCCAAUGUAUUAACCCCUAAAGGUUCAUACAUUAGACCUUAAAACCUCAGGCCUGGCCGAGAAGACAAACCAUUUAGUUUACUAACCAUUUAGCUUACGGAGUGGCUGCGGAUACAUAUUUUCUGGACCCCACUUCCCAACAGCUAAAGGUCCCGAAGCUUCUGCGCAUGUACAGGAUUCUCUACUUUACUCAUAGUCUCUGCUCUACUCAUAGAGAACAGGUUACUCUGACAAAUGUAUGCACUCACUAACUGUAAGUUGCUCUGGAUAAGAGCGUCUGCUAAAUGACGCAAAUGUAAAAAUGUAAAUGGUGGUCGUUUAAUAAAGUUAGAUCAAAGCUGAAUCAAUGUCUGCAAGAUCACAUAAUGAUAGUAUUCUACAUUACUGAACCGAAUAUAAUAUCGUAGUACACUGAAUGUACAAAACAUUCCUAACAUUAGGAACACCAGGAUUCAGUACCCCUGUCUUUCUCACCACUGUGUGUCUCUCAUUGGAGAGGAGCCUGGAGAAAGGGAGAAAGAGCCUACUCUGACCACACAAAGCGGACUGUCUCCACCUAGUGUGCUUGCCUGUAGCCUACACUUCCAUUUUUUCUACAUAAUUUCUGCAACUCCAAGAUUUAAAUUGUUUACAUUUUAGUCAUUUUAGCAGACGCUCUUAUCCAGAGCGACUUACAGUUAGUGAGUGCAUACAUUUUCAUACUGACCCCCCGUGGGAAACAAACCCACAACCCUGGCAUUGCAAGCGCCAUGCUCUACCAACUGAGCUACACGUAUUAGCAAGUACAUACACUGAGUGUACAAAACAUUAGGAAUACCUUCCUAAUAUUGAGUUGCACUCCCUUUUGCCCUCAGAACAGCCUCAAUUCGUAGGGGCAUGAACUCUACAAAGUAUCGAAAGCGUUCCACAGGGGUUGUCCUUUGAAUGCUGGACCAAUCUUGAUACACACGGGAAACUGUUGAGCGUUGCAGUUCCUGACACACACAAACCAUCUACUACCAUAUCCCGUUCAAGGCACUUGCUCAUUCACCGUCUGAAUGGCACACAUACACAAUCCAUGUCUCAAUUGUUGUCUCUUCUCCUUCUUCUACACUGAUUGAAGUGGAUUUAACAAGUAACAUCGAUAAGGGAUCAUAGCAUUCACCUGGUCAGUCUAUGUCAUUGAAAGAGCAGGUGUUCCUAAUGUUUUGUACACUCAGUGUAUAACGUUACUGUAAGACAAAAAACACCACCUCAUUUCUGAUGAGAUUUUAGGAUGAUUGUGCGAAUGGUCACAUGUUUUGGUCAUGUGGCCAAAACUCAACAACGCUCGCCACUAGGCAAAAUAUGUGCUUUGAUUGAAACUAAACACAUGUAGGCUAUGCUACAUUUUGUUAACACCAUCUGGUCAAAAGUUCACUAACUGUACAUCAUUCAAAACAACACUGUAGGCUACUUCGAAACAACACUGUAUAAAUCCUCCAAUGUCGCCCUUCCGCAUAUGCGGUGGAAGGUGGCAGAGCAAUAGCGGUGUUUGUCAGACCAGGAGACAUCCCGAAAAUUGGUCUUCUCACUAAAACAUCUGUAGCAUCCGAACGGUUUUGCCUACACACUAAUAUGACCAUUCUAUAAUUUGCUCUACGACCCCCACAAGUGUCACGGAACUCGUCUAAAAGUCACCCAUACAAAUGAAUGGACGUAUGUAUGGAGGGGUUCGAUCCCAGGCUGUGUCACAACCGGCCGUGACCGGGAGUCCCAUAGGGUGGCACACAAUUGGCCCAGCGUCGUCCAGGUUAGAGAAGGGUUUGGCCGGGGGGGGCUUUACUUGGCUCAUCACGCUCUAGCGACUCCUUGUGGCGGGCCAGGCGCCUGCAGGCUUACUUCAGUCGUCAGUUGAACGGUGUUUCCUCUGACACAUUGGUGCAUCUGGCUUCCGGGUUAAGCAGGCGGGUGUUAAGAAGCGCGGUUUGCCGGGUCAUGUUUCGGAGGAUUCAUGACACGACCUCGCCUCUCCCGAGCCCAUUGGGUAGUUGCAGCAAUGAGACAAAAUCGAAAUUGGGGAGAAAAAGUGGGUAAAAAAAGAAAGAAAUAUCUAUAUAAAAAAAAAUAAUAUAUAUAUAUAUAUCCUGAGCUUAUACAGUGCAUUCGGAAAAUAUUCAGACCCCUUGACUUUUUCCACAUUUUGUUACGUUACAGCCUUAUUCUAAAAUGGAUUACAUUAUUUUUUUUACUAAUCAAUCUACACACAAUACAUGUGGAAAAUGUACUUUCCCAAUGCACUGUAUAUACACUGUAAAAAAAAAAAUAUAUAUAUAUAUAUAUAUACUAACAGUCAAAGGUUUGGACACACCUACUCAUUCAAGAGUUUUUCUUAAUUUUUUACUAUUUAUUACAUUGUAGAAUAAUAGUGAAGACAUCAAAACUAUUAAAUAACACAUAUGAAGUCAUGUAGUAACCAAAAAAGUGUUACACAAAUCAAAAUAUAUUUUAUAUUUGAGAUUCUUCAAAUAGCCACCCUUUGCCUUGAUGACAGCUUUGCACACUCUUGGCAUUCUCUCAACUAGCUUUAUGAGGUAGUCACCUGGAAUGCAUUUCAAUUAACAGGUGUGCCUUCUUAAAAGUUAAUUUGUGGAAUUUCUUUCCUUCUUAAUGCGUUUGAGCCAAUCAGUUGUGUUAUGACAAGGUAGGGGGGGUAUACAGAUGAUAGCCCUAUUUGGUAAAAGGCCAAGUCCAUAUUAUGGCAAGAACAGCUCAAAUAAGCAAAGAGAAACGACAGUCCGUCAUUACUUUAAGACAUGAAGGUCAGUUAAUACGGAACAUUUCAAGAACUUUGAAAGUUUCUUCAAGUGCAGUCGCAAAAACCAUCAAGCGCUAUGAUGAAACUGGCUCACAGGAAUGGAAGACCCAGUUACCUCUGCUGCAAAGGAUAAGUUCAUUAGAGUUACCAGCAUCAGAAAUUGCAGCCCAAAUAAAUGCUUCACAGAGUUCAAGUCACAGCCACGUCUCAACAUCAAUUGUUCAGAGGGGACUGUGUGAAUCAGGCCUUCAUGGUCGAAUUGCUGCAAAGAAACCACGACUAAAGGACACCAAUAAGAAGAAGAGACCUGCUUGGUCCAAGAAACACAAGCAAUGGACAUUAGACCGGUGGAAAUGUGUCCUUUGGUCUGGAGUUCAAAUUGGAGAUUUUUGGUUCCAACCGCCGUGUCUUUCUGAGAUACGGUGUGGGUGAACGGAUGAUCUCUGCAUGUGUAGUUCCCACCGUAAAGCAUGGAGGAGGAGGUGUUAUGGUGUUGGGGUGAUUUGAUGGUGACACUGUCUGUGAUUUAUUUAGAAUUCAAGGCACACUUAACCAGCAUGGCUACCACAGCAUUCUGCAGCGAUACACCAUCCCAUCUUGUUUGGGCUUAGUGGCUCUAUCAUUUGUUUUUCAACAGGGCAAUGACCCAACACACCUCCAGGCUGUGUAAGGGCUAUUUGACCAAGAAGGAGAGUGAUCGAGUGCUGCAUCAGAUGACCUGGCCUUCACAAUCCCCCGACCUCAACCCAAUUGAGAUGGUUUGGGAUGAGUUGGACGGCAGGGUGAAGGAAAAGCAGCCAACAAGUGCUCAGCAUAUGUGGGAACUCCUUCAAGACUGUUGGAAAAGCAUUCCAGGUGAAGCUGGUUGAGAGAAUGCCAAGAGUGUGCAAAGCUGUCAUGAAGGCAAAGGGUGGCUACUUUGAAGAAUCUAAAAUAUAAAAUAUGUUUUGAUUUGUUUAACACUUUUUUGGUUACUACAUGAUUCCAUAUGUGUUAUUUUGUAGUUUUGAUGUCUUCACUAUUAUUCUACAAUGUAGAAAAUAGUAAAAAUAAAGAAAAACCCUUGAAUGAGUAGAUGUGUCCAAACUUUUGACUGGUACUGUUGUCACGACUUCCGCCGAGGCUGCCUCUCCUCCUUGUUUGGGCAGGCUUCGGCGUUCGUCGUCACCGGCUUACUAGCCACUGCCGCUCCAUAUAUCAUCAUUCCAUUUGUCUUGUCUUGUUAAUUAAACACACCUGGUUCUUAUCCCCUCAUUAGUCCAUGUAUAAGUGUUCCCUCUGCCCCCCUUGUCCUUGUGGGUGAUUGUUGUUUCGUGAGAGUAAUGUAGCUCGUUGGAGCUACUCGUACAUUGUUAUUUCCAGGGUAGAUAUUUCCCCUGUGCCUGUUAUUGUUGGAGCUACCGUUACCUUGUAUUGCUAGGGUAGAUUUUCCCCUGUGCCUGUUUCGUUUGUCGCUAUCCAGCGCUAUUUGUGUACGACGGAAUAAACUCUGCAUUCUGUGAUUACCCUUCUGCGCCUGACUCCUUCUAUCACACUCAUCACAACUGUGUAUAUAUAUUCCUUAUGACUGAUGUUUUUACUGUCUUUUUUGCUAUUUAUGAAUGUGUUAUUCAGUGUGUGUCUAUGGGCUAUAGAGGUAAAGGCCAAAUGCAAUAUUCUAUCAAAUAAUUUGUACAUAUUUAUUUUGAUACCUAAAGGUGUCCUAAAAUUCAAAAUCAAAUAUCGAAAUGAUCCAUGGUAGGACCUUCUUAAAACAAUUCCAUAUGGCAGCUUAGAAUUUCUUUCACCGGUAAAACUUGAAAAAUUAUCAUCGACGAUUGACAGUGAGAAAUAUGAAAGGAGGGUGACCACAAAAAUGUGUGCGUAAAUUAGAGGUAAAGAAACACGUGCACAGAAAGUGAUUGGGAUAUGUUGUUGAACGUUGCGUAUAGGAAUGCCAUGAAUAGGGCCUACGUGAUUCCUUGUUCAAAAUGUCAGAGUGGCAUGUUUGUUCUACAAAGCAUAUUUCCUUUUGGGGGGGUUACCUACGGAUCUGCAGCCUCUGCCUUUAGUUUAAAAGAAAGCCAACAUAAAGGACAUAUCUUUUUCUGGGAAAAUAGUAUUUUACCUGGAUGCUUAACUUGAACAAUCUUCUCUUCUCUUGUCCUGCUCAAGUUUAAAGAUAGUAUUAUUGCAAAAAGUAUACAGAUUUCAUAUUCUUGCUGUCUGAGUGCAGAUCAGGUCCCGUAUCCACAAAGCAUCUCAGAGUAGGAUUGCUGAUCUAGGAUCUGUCAAUAUAAUCUUAUUCAUUAUGAUCUAAAAGGCUAAACUGAUCCUAGAUCAGCACUUUUACUCUGAGAUGCUUUGUGGAUACAGGCCCAGAGCUACUGUCACACUUUGAUCUAGUGGUGUAUGGUCUGUAAAUGCACUCCCCUUUUACUUCAAAUCCUCAGAUGUUAUUUGGCAUCCACAUACCUGUAUCAUUAUGGUUUAUCAGUAUGACUCACUUGUUUUACAACCAGUGAAAAGCAGUAUGCAGUAACUUAAACUCUCCCAACUUCAAAAUAGGUCCUCCACUCAUCAUCAUCGCCCCAGAGGACACCACCCUCAACAUAUCCCAGGAUGCAGUUCUGCAGUGCCAAGCUGAGGCCUAUCCCUCCAACCUCACCUAUGAGUGGUGGAAACAGGGACAGAAUGUCUACCAUAUAGAGUGAGUUGACUUCGACACAUUGUAAACACACAAACUACAUUAGAAACACACACAAACUUCAGUAGAAACACAAACUUCAACACAAACACACACAGAAACACAAACUACAGUAAAAACACAAACGUCAACACAAACACAUGCAGAAACACAAACUACAGUAGAAACACAAACACAAACGACAGUAGAAACACAAACUACAACACAAACACACACACAGAAUCAUAAACUACAGUAGAAACACAAAUACAAACUACAGUAGAAACACGAACACAAACUAAAGUAGAAACACAAACACAAACUACAGUAGAAACACAAACACAAACUACAGUAGAAACACAAACUACAGUAGCUACUGGGAUCAGUGGCGGUCAGUGCAGUUGAAGAUGAGGGAGGACAAUGUUGUUGUUGUUCAUGAGCAUGGCCUUAUUUCUAUUACAGCAUAUUGGAUGACUGUCAUUCAUAUUCCAUUCACCCAGUUCAAUGUAACAGCGAUAGGUUUAGGCUACUACAUGAUACUCAAAUUUUCCCUAUACCCAUCAUGAGGUUGCUGCAACCUGAAUGAAAGUUUACAACGUAGAUGCACACAGGUUGAGAGAAAAAUGUGAGGUGACAGACACAUGGACAGACAGUGACUCAUUCAAUACUUCCUUGCACACUCUUGCAUCUAGCUGAUCUAGGGUGUAAUCAUUUGUCCAACAGUUGCAAACGAAAGUUUCUAUUGGACAAAUUCAGGUAUGUUUAUCCCUGUUUCGUUCCAUUUGCUUCCGUUUAAGAAACGUUAUUCAAGAGAAUUGGCGGAAUGAAUACACCCCUGAUCCCGCGUAAACACAGUUCACUUUCAUAGCAGCCACGUUGUAUUCCUUCUCGCAUCUAUGCACUCUUCUCCUCUCACCUUUUCCCUUCACUUGUGGACUUCCUAGCCAAAUCAUAUUAUAACCGCUACACACCACCUACAUCGUUGUCACCAUAUAUGCUAAAGUAACAUCAUAGUCAACAUAACUAAUAGAACUAACGCGUUAGUGAACCCGCUACAAUCAUGCAGUGACGUUACAGUGUACAGUCAGUAAGCAGUUUAGCACUUACACAGGCGAGCCCCGGUGGCAAUAAAUUAGUCAAACCAAAAGCUUACCUUGACUUGGAAGAGUUCCAGUGUUGUGUUGGAUAGUUAUAGCCAGCUAGCUAACAUAGCAUCCCUCUGUUUGAGCAGGGUGUUUGAGUAGGCUAAACUAGCUAGCUGCAUUUGCUAGCUAAGUAAGUGAAACUGAAAAGAAAGAUGAAAUCUCUCUAUCUGUCUCUUGCUUCUCCUUAAUUUUGGAAGAAAUGAAUUUGUUCAAAACUGUUCAACUAUUUUCUUUCUCUCUCUUUGAGUCAACAAAUCACCAUAUUCUAUGCACUGCAGUGUUAGCUAGCUGUAGCUUAUACUUUCAGUACUAGAUUCAUUCUCUGAUCCUUUGAUUGGGUGGACAACAAGUCAGUUUAUGCUGCAAGAGCUCUGAUAGGUUGGAGGACGUCUUCCGGAAGAUGUCAUAAUUACUCUGUAAGUGUAUGGAAGAGGGUGAGAACCAUGAGCCUCCUAGGUUUUGUAUUGAAGUCAAUGUACCCAGAGGAGGACGGAAGCUAGCUGUCCUCCGGCUACACCAUGGUGCUACCCUACAGAGUGCUGUUGAGGCUACUGUAGACCUUUAUUGCAAAACAGUGUAUUUUAAUCAAUUAUUUCAUAACGUGAAUAUAUUUAGUAUAGUUUUAUCUAAAAAGGAUGGUCCUCCCCUUCCUCCUCUGAGGAGCCUCCACUGACUGGGAUAUGUGAGAAGCAUACUGUCUUAUCAUGUGCAUCUAUCUUUCCAAGCCCAUUGCAUUGAUUCUAUGUAAUCUCACAAAGCUUUUGGCACUACAAUACAAGUUAAUUAAAUUAUUAGUGAGUCAAUUAUAUACCAGUAGUAGCAUUGUGACCACAGGUCAUUCUUAGACAAUGGAGCAUAUUGCAACUAAGAAGAUUCUCAAGGCCAGGUUGCGAUGUGUGUGUUUUGUUCUCAGCUAUCUCAAGACCCGUGUGAAGAUCUUAGUGGACGGCACACUCCUCAUCCCUAGUCUUGUCCCAGAGGACACUGGGAUUUACACCUGUAUACCAACCAAUGGGCUGAUGACCCCACCCUCUGCCUCAGCACACCUCAAAGUCAAACGUAAGAAUUGUGGUUGACUAUGGCUAUACAUGUCUUGAUUUCCUGGCCUGUGUGUUAUAGUCCAUCUCUGGGAGAGUGACUUACUGUAUAUAUUUCCUUUGUCUCUCUUAGACCCUGCCCGGGUGGGCCGGAUGCCCAGGGAGACGUAUCUACCUACGGGCAUGAGAGGAGUCAUCUUCUGCCCAGUCCAGGCUGAGCCCCCCAUGCUCUUUGUCAACUGGACCAAAGAUGGGAACAAUUUAAAUCUUGACAAUGUAGGUAUUCACACUUGGCAACAUGAAUCAUAAUAUAUAGAAUUUAUAUCAUUGAUCUCUUUUGUAUUUCAUGUUUGUUUUCUCCUUCUGUCUAUGUCUGCUCAGGUCCCUGGCUGGAUGGUGAACUCCGAGGGCUCAGUGUUUAUAGCCACAGCCAAUGACGAUGCAGUGGGCAUGUACACCUGUACUGCCUAUAACAGCUAUGGAACCAUGGGCCAGUCUGAACCCACUAAGGUUAUCCUGCAGGUAAGGCUGGUCCCCAGGCCUCUGUUCCCUGGUCAUAGAAAACCCUGCUUCCUGUAGGUCUGGAUGGACUUCAAACUGUCUCUCCCUCUGCAGGAUCCGCCCUCAUUCUCUGUGUCCCCUCGUGCUGAGUACCUGCAGGAGGUGGGCCGGGAGCUGGUCAUCCCAUGUGAGGCAGAUGGAGACCCCUCUCCCAAUAUCACCUGGAGCAAGGUGAGGUGUCCCUGAUAGACACAGCUGAUGGAACUCCAGAGAGCAUAGCCCUCUAUCUCUGUCUGUUUACGCUCAUCUCUGUUGUUGCUCUAACUCAUAGGUUGGUCCCACUCCUCGCUCCACAUACACUGUGCUGUCCAACGGCUCCCUCCUCCUGAAGCCUCUCAGAAAAGACCACCAGGGGGGCUGGGAGUGCCUUGCCACCAACCGCGUGGCCACCAUCAGCACUGGCACUGUGGUCUUGGUUCUGGGUGAGUGCCCUCUGCAUGGAGCAACAUGGCAAGACAUGCCAUUCUGUAGUACAUUGGUAUACAGGGUAUACAGUUCCACUGGUGUAUGCUAAUUGCCCUCCUCAUCUUCCCCCAGGCACCAGCCCUCAUGCUCCCUCAUUCGUGUCAGUAAGCACUGGGAUGAACCAGGCCAAUGUGUCCUGGGAACCUGGAUUUGAUGGAGGAUACACCCAGAAAUUUACUAUCUGGUUAGUAACUCAUCUCAAUGUUUAUCAGAAUGACACUGGCCAUUCUCUUCUUUGUCAUGGUUCUUAAAUCUCUGAGUCCCUCCCUCUUGGCCCCAGGGUUAAGCAGGCUUCCAGAGGGAAACAUGAGUGGGCAUCUCUCCCAGUGCCCACGUCCAAGUCCCACCUGUUGGUGACAGGGCUGCUGGCUGGCACCAGCUACCAGUUCAGUGUCCUGCCUCAGAACAAACUGGGCUCUGGGCCCUUCAGUGAAAUCACCUCUGUCAGGACGCAGGGUCAGUAGAAGUUUUAACUGACAAAGCACUCUUUAAUUUGUCUGUAUUGGACACUGAUCAAAAUUUUAUUGUAUGAACAAGUCUGAUCUUAUCCUGACUCUCCUCCACAGCCCUGCCAACAGAUCCACCGACAGUGGUGACCACUUUACCAACUAUCGACUCUCCCUUGUUCCUGUCAGCCAAUCGGACGGUGCUUGGGAUUGUCCUACAGUGGUAUGCUCCUGAGUCUCAGGCCACACCCCUCACUGGGUAUGUCCUCCAGGCUCGGAGGGACAGAGGCCAAUGGGUCAUUCUCAACAGCGCUGUGAAGGCCAACCAGAGUGAACUACUGGUACAAGGAUUACUGAGGGUGAGAGGCAAUUAUAAUUUUGGACCUUGGCAGAAAGAAUGAUGACACUAUUAGAUAAAUUAGGUGUAAUGAAAAGUACUUUAAAGUACAAUAACUGUAAUCUGAAGGCUAUGACCUCCAAGUUUUAAUGUGUUUUCAGAUAUGUUGCCCAGAAUUGUGUCUAUUGAACACUUGUCCUUCUCCCCUCUCCCCUCUCAGGACUGCAUUUAUGAUCUGAGAUUGAUGUCUCGCAGUAACAAACUACUGAGUGAGCCCAGUGAGUCUGUCAAUGUGAACACCACAGGUUAGUAUCAUUACUGUACAGCCAGCGCUGAUCAACUGUAUGAUAGAAACACUGGUUAGGUUCAUAAAAACAAACCCUAAACAAGAUGUAACAGUUAUAUCAAUUGUGCUUGGUAAUAGUCAUGACUCAUGACAGUUGUCAUUAUGUUGAUAAAUCUAUUACGCUGAUUGUUAGCCAAAAGCAUGGCUGUCUCUACGGUGUUGUUAGUGCAUUACUAACACACUGUGCUUGGUGUGGUUGCAGGGAUGGAGAUGUACCCUGUCUGGCCAGGCUUCCUGGAGUUUGUCCCUGAGCCCUUAUUGGCUGGUGUGUUGGGUGGAGUGUGCUUCCUGUUCCUGGCAAUCACCCUCUCCUUGGUGACAGCCUGUGUUAUGAGUCACAGAAGAGCCCAUCGGCGCAGGAAGAGGAGAGAUGGUAAAGACUGCUUUAUCCUAACAUUUCACUGAUAUUAAAAGAGAAAGAAUUUCAAGCUUUCUAUCCCUUGAAGUGUUUUAUUAGAGGUUAUCUUUAAAGGGCCAAUCUGCAGUUGAAACAAUAACAAAGGGAUGGAAAGCUGAGGGAUGGGCCUGGAGAAAUGUUACCACUCUUAAAUUCAUAGACAGAGCUAUUGAUGCAAUGUACUGACCAUCCAAGAUAUCAAAAUUAUAGUUUUAAGCAUAUUUUCAGUGUUUGUUUACAUUUCUAAUGUUUACAAACAUUGGAGUAAAACAGGCUUUUAUUUUGGAUGGGUUACGACAGUUGAGCUGAGCACAUGAGACAUACCUGUACAGUACCAGUCAAAAGUUUGGACACACCUACUCAUUCAAGGGUUUUUCUUUAUUUUUACUAUUUUCUACAUUGUAGAAUAAUAGUGAAGACAUCAAAACUAUGAAGUAACACAUAUGGAAUCAUGUAGUAACCAAAGAAGUGUUAAACAAAUCAAAAAUAUAUUUUAGAUUCUUCAAAGUAGCCACCCUUUGCCUUGAUGAAAGCUUUGCACACUCUUGGCAUUCUCUCAACCAGCUUCAUGAGCAAUGCUUUUCCAACAGUCUUGAAGGAGUUCCCACAUAUGCUGAACACUUGUUGGCUGCUUUUCCUUCACUCUGCUGUCCAACUCAUUCCAAACCAUCUCAAUUGGGUUGAGGUCGGGUGAUUGUGGAGGCCAGGUCAUCUGAUGCAGCACUCCAUAACUCUCCUUCUUGGUCAAAUAGCCCUUACACAGCCUGGAGGUGUGUUUUUCAUCAUUGUCCUGUUGAAAAACAAAUGAUAGUCCCACUAAGCGCAAACCAGAUGGGAUGGCGUAUCGCUGCAGAAUGCUGUGGUAGCCAUGCUGGUUAAGUGUGCCUUGAAUUCUAAAUAAAUCACAGACAGUGUCACCAUCAAAUCACCCCCACACCAUCACAUCUCCUCCUCCAUGCUUCACGGUGGGAACUACACAUGCGGAGAUCAUCCGUUCACUGACUCUGCGUCUCACAAAGAUACGGCGGUUGGAAUCAAAAAUCUCAAAUUGGACUCAUCAGACCAAAGGACAGACUUCCACCGGUCUAAUAUCCAUUGCUUGUGUUUUUUGGCCCAAGCAAGUCUCUUCUUAUUAUUGGUGUCCUUUAGUAGUGGUUUCUUUGCAGUAAUUCGACCAUGAAGGCCUGAUUCUCGCAGUCUCCUCUGAACAGUUGAUGUUGAGAUGUGUCUGUUACUUGAACUCUGUGAAGCAUUUAUUUGGUCUGUAAUCUGAGGUGCAGUUAACUCUAAUGAACUUAUCCUCUCAUCAGAGGUAACUCUGGGUCUUCCUUUCCUGUGGUGGUCCUCAUGAGAGCCAGUUUCAUCAUAGUGCUUGAUGGUUUUUGCGACUGCACUUGAAGAAACUUUCAAAGUUCUUGAAAUGUUCCAUAUUGACUGACCUUCAUGUCAAUAGGGCUAUCUUCUGUAUACCACCCCUACCUUAUCACAACACAACUGAUUGGCUCAAACGCAUUAAGAAGGAAAUAAAUUCCUAAAAAUUAACUUUUAAGAAGGCACACCUGUUAAUUGAAAUGCAUUCCAGGUGACUACCUCAUGAAGCUGGUUGAGAGAAUGCCAAGAGUGUGCAAAGCUGUCAUCAAGGCAAAGGGUGGCUACUUUGAAGAAUCUCAAAUAUAAAAUAUAUUUUGAUUUGUUUAAUUAGUCAAUGAGUAUAUACAAUUAAUGUAUGUCCAAAAACAGAUGUAGCAACUGUGGAUUGCUCCUUUAAUAAAGUAUUUUCAAAGCCUACUAAGCUGGAGUUCAAAAGCCUUGAUGACUGGACCAGCUCUCAGUAACUGUCAUGUGGUUCCUUUUCAUGUUAUGCAUGUUAAUCUAUUUCAGUUGACAGCAUUUUUUUCAUCCCAUUUUUUUUCAUACCUUUGUUUAUUUUAUAUGUGCCAUUGUUUGACCUUUUCACCCUCUUCUACCUUUUCAGAUCUCCCCUCUGCCUUCCAGAAGAGUCCUUCUCCAGAGUAAGUGCCCAUAAUUACCAGCAUAUUUCCCUCAUUGCAUUGGCUGUUUUCUAACCAACCCAUUUUCCAUUCUUAUGUGCCCUUUUUUGAGAAUCAUUGCAUAUUAAUGUGUAUUUAUCUGCUACUCAUAACAGUAAGCAUAGCAAUUUGUAGCCACUGAAUGCAUACAUAUUGUUAUUUUACAUAUUGUUAUUUUAAGCUUGAGACAAUAAUGGAAUAAUGUAAUAACCUGUCCUCUUCUGUUCAACUGAACUCAUCACUCCUCCUAUGACUCUUCUCUUUUCCUCAGAGCUCGCUCGCCUUCUGACAGCCCCGACAGCGUUCUGAAGAUGAAGCUGUGUCCUCCCCUGUCUUUCUUCCCCAACUCCUCAUCUUCCCAGUCUGACCGUUCCUCCUUUGAUAAAGGCAGCCGUGGAGAGUACCAGGACCAGCGCAGUCAGCUCCUUUCCAGCUCCUCUCCCCCACCCCACUACACCAUCUUUGAGAGCCACCUGGGGGGUAAGGCCCCCUCACCCUCUGCUCUGGAGUCCAUCUCAAGAGGCCCAGAUGGACGUUUCAUUGUCCAGCCCCUGCUAGAGGGGUCUACUCUUUCCAACAUUAAGAAUAACGUGAAAACAGUCUUCCUACAAACCCAAACCAAUGGGGGAGGUAGCGGCACAGGGAGCAACCAGACAUCUUUCAGAGACUCUCUAAAGUCCAGCAGUCUGAUCUCUGAGAAGGGGGAGAGAAAGGACUCCCUCCUCACAGUGGAGGUUACAGACCUCAGCAAGCCCCCUGCUUCCCCGGGUAGAGUGAGGGCCAUGGCCAGGAACUUCUCCCGUCAUGGCUGCUUCUACUCUGAUGACGAGCAGGGCAUCUCAGAGGCUCUGCUGGAGAGAGCCAGCUUCUACUCCGACAGCAGUGAGAAGAGAGCCUGUGACUCCCUGAAAAGAAACCAUGCUGGGCACCCAGAGGACAUCUUCGCCAGCCUGGGCAGGAGAGCCAGACUGCUGGAGAGGAACAGGCAUCACCAAGCAGGCUACCAUCCCAUGGGGAGAGAGAGCCAGCUGACCAACGCCAGCACACUGGUCUCACAGAUUGAUACAAGUGAACAAGAGCGGGAUAACCUCAGCAAGUGUCUGCAGUUGGCUAAAGAGAGGGAGGAGAUGGAGAGGGAGCUGGAGAACUAUAUCGCCAGCCAGAGGGCAAGGGAGCAGGAGAAAGGUGGGCCUGAGAAGGCAGCAAACCCUAACAGGGAACUGGGCAGUUCAGGGGCUGAGGAUCCUAUAUGGAAGCCACAAAACAUUACCUUACGUCCCAAAGCUCACCGGGCUUCCGGGCAGACCCAUCAGCUGUCGGACUAUAGGAGGGCCUGCUACUUUGGGAACACCAGCAGCCCAAUGGACCGGCUCCCUUCCUCCUAUAUCCAAUGGGACAUCAGCCCAGUCACAUCCAUCAACAGCCUAAUCCCAGUGCAGAGCCCCUUAGAGAGCACCACACCAAGGUUCCAACAUCCUCACCAAUGUCACGUUGGGCCGGCCAUGGAGGACUCGCUACCUGAGGACUGCUCACGCUCCCCAGUCACUCAAUGCACCUCUCUAUCUCUGCUCUCCCCUACCUCAGAAAGCCCACCUAUUGGUCGAGGAACAGCCAGAGGCAGACCCAGGUCGAGGAGUCCUGACAGAACUGUAGAAAGAGAGCAGGACACGUAUCAUAGAAGGUCUAUGGUUGAGGAAGGCUGGAGGGAAAAGAAGCAGCCAGGGGGAGGUGCCUUAAAACCAAGAUCGUCCUUUGCUUAUGGUACACAGCAUCUGGAGCCAGCAGCUGAAAGUGUCAGAUCUGUUUCAGCAGAUCAAGUAAGGGCCACAAGUCCUGGUCAGCCUUACCCAGACACUGCAUCAUAUAGUCUUUCUGAGAAAACAGAAACAAUAGAUUACCUUAGGGAGAGAGUUUAUCAGAGUCCUUCUAGUUAUUCUACUUUGCCCUAUGAGCUCCACAAAGCAGGGGCCAAAGGGAAAGUAAGAGAUGAUAAGAUUGGGGAUGACCCUCGGAGUUCACUGUUAUACCCUGAGCAGGAGAGAGAGGGUGACAGGACACGCUCCAGAAGGAGUGAUAGGGCUCUUUUUAGUGACAGCCCCAGUCGUAUUUCUCCCUUAACUCUUCUCGAAGAGUGUGAUAGUGACCAGUCCCAGUUCUCUGUUGCCAGAGUCUCAGAGUCUUUCAAGAAUAAGCCGACAAACCAGGCUCCCAAAAUGUCCCCACUGCAGACAAGUGCAAUUCUGGAGUAUUUGAGCCUCCCGGGUUUCAUUGAGAUGAGUGUGGACGACCCUGGGGAUGAAUCUGAACUCACAGACACUACUUGCCAAAGCGUAGAGCCACAGACAGAGACUUCUCUGGAAGGUAAGCCAGACGUGGUUCCAAAAAACUGGGAAGUUCAUGUGCAGGAGAACCUUGAGACAAGUUCAUGCCCCAAAAAAGUUUCUUUUUUAGAAAACAGGCACUCUGUUGGUCCAGCAGCAACUUCAGAAGCAGUUGAAAAGCCAGCCUAUAGAUACUCUCUGCAAGUGGAAGCAAGAGAUUCAAGCCACAAAGCUGGGAUUCCAGACCAGUCAACAAAACAAUCACCUGCUUCAGAACUCACAGGGCAUUAUCGUCACAACCAUGAGCAGUCACAACCACUUAUUAGUCAAAAGACCACAGCCUCAGAGAGACCACUAUCGAGAAUGGGUUUAAGUCCAGCCCAGACGUUGGUUAGUGCAGCUAAAAGCAUGGCAGACGUUGUGUCAAAACACACUGACACUUUUGAAGGUAAACCAGAGUCAGCUUCAGAACAAUCCCAAAGACUUCAUUCUCAGGGCAACAGGACUAAUAAAAUAGCCUCCAAGAUCCAUCAACCCCAUGCACCGUUCAUGAAGAAGUCUCUGAGCAUCGGCCCCUGCAGAACACUCUCAGGCAUGGGACAGCCUCGUCCAUUUCUGAAGAAAUCCAUCAGCUUAGGGUCACAGAAAUGGGAGCAUUUUGAAAGCCCAAGGACUUAUGUCUCAGAGAAAUGUUACUGGGAUGAGUUCCCAAACCCAGACGUCCGGGUCAAGUCCUAUAGUUUAGGACGCACCCCUGCAUCCUCCUUCUCCAGGCCAGGCCCCUCGUGGCGAGAAGGGGUCCCUUUUAGACGGCCAAGUGUAAGCAGCUUGGAAAGGCCUAGGUAUGCUGAAAAAUCAUUGGAGAGGCCUCAGUAUGACAGAUCCUUAGCCAGCUCUUCCUAUACCUACCUCAGCUCCUCCAUGUACCCACCAAGGCAACCCCCAGGCUCUAAUAGACGAGACCUAUCUGAUCCACGUAGACAGGCCACUGCUUAUCCUGAUGCAUCCAGGUCGCCUAUCACAUAUCAGGAUGCCCUGAGGUCUGUACAGCACAGAUAUGUCCCUAUGGAUUCCUCAAUACCCCAGUACCCACCCAGACCAGACCAGUACCCACCCAGACCAGGCAUGAGGGGGGACUACCCCAGACCGAUCGAGUCCAAGAGGGGCCCACCGAGGCCCAAACUGCCCCGGAUGUAUAGCUGGCCCUCACCCUACCAUGGUGGCCCUUUCCCACCCAGAGAUGUAGACAGUUAUAGACAGGCAGAGAGAGGGACAGGUAAGGGGGCAGGAGCUGAGGUAGAGAUGAGAGACAACAGGGAAGGAGGGAGGGCCAGUUAUGCCAGCCAGAGCAGUGGCAGAGGUAGCGUUGGCCUCCUCCGCCAGUCCCUCUCUAUCACUCCCACCCUUCUCAGCUCCCCAGAGACAACUGAGGAUAGUGAGACACAGAGACACAGAGCCAAGAUGGAUCUACGUGAGUGGAGAAAAAAAAGGUGAAACUACCGCACCAAUCCAACAUCACACAGAGAUGUCUUCACAGCCAAAGAAAUUCAGGAUAUUGCAAAUAUGUCAUUGAUAUACUGUUAAAUUAUUGUUAUUGUCCUGUGUAUGUCUGACUUUGACCACUUGUUUUGUGUGUCUGUCAAUAGAAGGAACACAUCAGUAGAUGAGAGUUAUGAGUGGGAUUCCGCUGAUGUCUGUGUGGACUCGGAAGUCCUGGAGGCCAUGAAGCCACAGGCAGGGGUAGGGAAGGGCAGGGGGGAGGGCAGGCAUGAUCGACCCCGUUCCGCGGCUGGCCUCCAGGACCUCCACAGGAAAGGUAAGAGAAUUGUAUGUUAUUAUUCACCACACUGAAUGUAUCAUAUCAUGUGUGAAUUCAUUUGUGCCUUUUGUUGUGGUUGUGGUGAUGUGAGUUGUACCCAUGACUCUCCCAUUCCAUGCUGUUCCUCUCCCCGCCCCUCAGGCCCGCCUCCCACAGUCAGGCCACGAGUUUCCAACCCACCUCGCUGCCAAUACAGCCGCUCCCUAAGUGAGGCGCGCUUCAACGCACUCCGCCUAGAGUAUCAGGAGUACAGGCGUGCUCAGGAAACCUCCUGCACCAGUGAUCCCUGCCUCCCCCCUGACACAGACUCUGACUCCAACUCAGCGCUCCUCUAA